UUUCACAAUUUCAGCCACCACCAGAUACAAGUUCUUAUGAGAGAGCUCUCAAAGAACAAGGAAGUGCUGAUGUAGCGUAUGCUCGUCUUAUGUUACUGGGAUCAGCUGGUACUGGCAAGACGUCUCUCAAGCGUUCAUUAAUGGAAGAACCUUUCAAUCCUCAUACUACAAGCACCAUUGUAUCUGAUGUAUCCUCUGUACGACCAUUUGGACACGAGUGGCAAACAAUGAGAGGAAACAAAUGGAGAGAAGCCACAGAAGAAGAUGAAAUUCAGGAACUUGCACAUUUGUUUGAAUCAAGUUGUUCUAGUCUAUCCUCACAUUGUGCAUCUGAAUCUAACACACAAAAUUCUCAAGAUGAAUUAGAAUCUACUAGUUUAAUAGCUUCCUUUCUGAAUGUAGAAAGUCAUAUCCAAUCAGUAUUAAAAAAAGCUGGCUCCACUUCUCAAACACUCACAACAAAGGCACAUGUUCAACCCUUUCUUCAUAUAUGGGAUUGUGGUGGUCAGCCAGUGUUCCUUGAGAUUCUCCCAGCCUUCCUCACUCCUCGUACAAUGUUUCUCCUCCUGUUUGAUGCCUCAAAGGAUUUCAGGGAAAGAUGGCAGUCACGUCAGAAUACUCCUGAUGGAAAAGUGCUGUUUGGUGAGGUAGUGAAUGAAAGUACAAGUGAUUUAAUGGCCAAAUGGAUGUCUACAAUACACAGUCACCUCAUGAAGCACAACAAAGAUGAUACUUCUUCUCCUAAUCUCUACUGUAUUGGCACUCGUGGUGACAAGCUGAAAGCAAAAUGGAAGAGAGAUCAAGUAAAGAAGCAAAUCCAGUCCCUGUAUGAGGAGAAAGAGUUCUCAGAUCUUAUUAAAGAUGUGCUAAUCAUUGAUAAUACAACCUCAGGAAAGGGAGAAAGAGAAGAUUCAAAUAUUGCAAAAUUACGUGAAUCUAUUGAUAGUUUUAUCACUAAGCUAGUCAUCAAAACCCCUAUUAACUGGGUUCUUUUUCGGAAAAUUCUGCAAGAGCUUAAGCUAAAUGUCAUUAGUGUAUCUAUUGCCAUUGCCAUUGGAGCAACAUGUCAUAUACCAGCAGCUGAUGUUCCUGAAGUAUUGAAAUUCUACCAUGAGCUGGGAGCUGUGCUUUACUAUCCUCAAAUAGAAGGACUGGAAGAUAAACUCAUUCUCAGUCCAAAAUGGUUUGUUGAUACUAUUGGGAAGGUGUUCACACUAGAAGGAUGCAAAGAAGGAUGGAGUGGAACAAGAAGAUGGUAUUUGUUACGAAAUGAUGGUAUUCUUGUUCAAUCACUCUAUCAAGAAGUAUGGAGGUCAAGUGGUAUUGAUCCAGAAGAAAUAAUAGAACUUUUAGUUCAUUUUCGUCUUGCAGCUCAAGUUCAAACUGAGCUUUAUGAUAGCAGAUUCAAGCAAUAUUUUCUUCCAGCAGUGCUACAAGGAUACACAGGUGAUCCUAAUGAAGUACGACCUGGUUAUAAGCUAAGAGCCUCACCUGUACACAUUACAUUCUCCACUGGGUAUGUACCUCCUGGCUUCUUCACUCGUUUAGCAACUGCUGUUGCUACUGAUGCCAGUGUUGAGCUCAAUUUUGAAAAUGGUUAUGUUUAUGCAGUACCUGGUUCUGGUUUCUUUGAUCGACUACUGCAUCGGACCUCUAAACUUGAGAUAAAAAGUAUCUAUCGUAAUCGUGUCUGCUUUUCUUAUGGUCGUCCUUCUGAUGAUUUUGUUCUCACUGAUGUUCAUACAGCUAUUCAAGUUGAUGUGUUGCGAUAUGCCCCUGAGAGUAGUCAUCCUGUUUCUCUCAAAUUAGUUUGUCAAAAAAUAUUGAAGAUAUUAGAGGAAUGUUGUCAACAAGUAGAAGACACUCUCAGUCUUUACCAUGGUCAUCAUGCUGAUAGAUCAUCAAGGAAAGUGCAAUAUGUGUGUCAAUGCAGUCCUUUCAGUGAAGUCCAUUACAUUCAAGACAUUGAUGCUGAGAAUCAGACAUGCUCUCAUCCUGUUUACUGCAAAAUGGAAAGAUGCCCUCGCCACCUAAAUGAUGAAGAAUCAGUGUGGUUUAAUGACAAUAUGUUGCAAGAAAGACAACUCCAAGAGAUUCCACCUUUGGAAGAGAUUAUCAUUAAAGAUGAUCAUAAGCCAACAAUUCAUAAAGUUGACUCAACUGCAAUUCACUCCCCCACAAAGACCAGUGAGUCCAAUGAUGAUCAACAUAAAGGCAUAUUGACUAUCAAGAAUCUGGUAGAUAUCAUACGAGUGUUAGAAAAAGGUUACUUUCAGAACAAAAAAUGGUUUGAUCUUGGUCUCUACUUGGGUCUAAUUCAUAAUGAUCUAAAGACAAUUGAGGAUAACUAUCCACGAGAUGCUAAGCGAUGUCUCAGAGAAUGUUUAGCGUUAUGGCUUACAGAUGAUAUUGAAGCAACAUGGGAUAAACUAGCUAUUGCUGUAGGUGAAGUAGGAGAUACAACAGUUGCUGAAUAUAUAAGAUCAACAACAAAAGAGCUUUAAUGGUAUGCCAGGAUUUCAAAUUAAUUAAAACUAUAGUUACAUUGUUAAAUUAGAAUAAAAUUAUUAGUAGUUGCUUUUUUAGUGUGCAAUGCUUAAUCUGCUGGAAUGUAUACAAGAAUAUAGUUCUUAAAUAGUUAUUUUGCCAUUCUUUAUGUAAUUACUGUAAUUAGCUACUUCAUUAUAGUUGAAUUAUAGUUUAUAAGUAGAAUGCUGUUUUAUUCUACCAUGAUGAAGUCA
Messenger RNA from Amphimedon queenslandica, 2741 nucleotides. Its product is annotated as probable serine/threonine-protein kinase qkgA. The record is from RefSeq and is a predicted model, not a curated record. Bases 90 to 2504 code for a protein of 804 amino acids. Gene Ontology annotation, biological process: signal transduction. Gene Ontology annotation, molecular function: protein binding. Lineage: Eukaryota; Metazoa; Porifera; Demospongiae; Haplosclerida; Niphatidae. The transcript has 10 exons.